AUGUCGGCCGUCCCUACCCUUACACUGCCACUUUCAGCCAAGAAGAGACCACGCACGGAAGAUGACAUUCCUACCCUCCCCUCUCCAGCCAAGAAGAGACCAGGCACGGAAGAUAAUGUCAACACCCUCGCCGUUUCAGUCAAGAAACUCAAGAUCAAGGACAGCGUCGCGGCCCCUAGUCCGAGCUUCAGCACAGACGAGGCCGGUGCUCUGACGAUCGCCAAUCCAACCGACGUGAAUACGUCUGAUGAGAUGGCGAAUGAGAACAUGAGCGAUGACGAGGACAGUGACGCAGAUUAUCUACCGUGUGAUCGACGCUCAUGGGGCUCGAAUUCACAAAUGAGCUUCAGUUCGGACUCGAGCGACGACGAGGGUGAAAGCCAAGAGUCGGCGACUGCCCAACGAGAGACACUGCCGAUCUUGCCCUUCGAUAGGGAGUAUAUUUCCCCCGACGAUGGGUACAUAGGAGUGUCAACUAGUGAUGUUUCAGGGUGGCAUGAGCAGCUGCUGGAUGACAAGGAGACGUCCCACCUGUUCUACACUGAAGGUUGCAUCCGAUUGCAGAGAUGGAAGUGCCUCAAGCUGUUAGACGCCACCGCGUCUGUUCCGGGCCUGGAGAAGACGGAUUCGCUGAGCUUGGCCGACGCGAAUGGAAAGCCGAGCGUCUCUCGAAAGGGAGACUUUAGCGACUCGUACAGCGAUCCCGCGAACUAUAUCCUGGACUGGAUGAGGCCCGACGCGGCGGGAUGGGAAGCGGCCGCGAAUGGCUCGCGACUUCAGCCAGAGGCAAUCAAGCUCAUAGUUGACUUCUUCCAUCACCGCCCGCACCUCAACCGUACCAAGUGCGAAGACUACUGCCUCAAGAAAUACCUAGGAGAGGAUAUCGAAUUCGCGACCGGGAAGCGGCCAAUUGACGUGCACGCGUACCCCUCCGAGUUCCAGUUCCCCGACAGCUACAUGGUCGAGAUCAUAGAUCCCACCGUCUCCACCCCGACCCUGAUGACGCUGUUCUACAUCACGCCUAAGACGCUAGACGAGGGCCAACUCGCCCAGGCCAGAGAGGCGUACAGCGACUUCGUCCCGCUGUACACCUACGUUGGGCGCAUGGGUCUGGCACACCAACAUCAAGAGGAGCUGGUUGUGUGGCGGAUCGUAGCCCCCGCUGGGCGCCCCAUCGCGGCUGACAUCCACCGGCUCGGUCUGCGGCUCAAUCAGGACAAGUACCUCGCCAUCAUGAAACAAUUUGUUGACUUUGUAUGCGAGCCGCUACCGCUGACAGGCGAUGGUCGUGGCCACAGCCUCGACAAUGGGGAGGACUGGCCUAUGGUGCCGCACAACCCUCUCCUCGACAUGAAUAACAUCAUUGUCCGGCCCGACUGGUCAGGCAUCGCCGGCAUGCUACUCUGGGGGGCCCCGCCACUCAUGACCCUUCCCUUUGGCGCUUGCCUCUCCGGCCUCCUGCGUCUAGAAGGAGUCCCAGACCUCGAGUCCGUCGGGGGUGGUCAACGAGUUUGCGAACUCAAUCCUUCCAUAUUUGAAACUUACAGCCGUAACGGGCGCGAGUUGGAGCGUUUGUGUCUGUACUACCUGCGUCAGAAGAUUCCGGCCCUCGCCGAAGACCCCCAGUCCUGGCACCGCCUGUUCCAGGCCAUGGGUGAGGGUAUCGCGGCGGCGACCCACACGUCCGAGAUCGACACCAUUUGCUACGCAACGCAGCUCGACGAGCUAAGGUGGGAUUGGUUUCGGCAUGAGAUAAAGGCUGAUAUACCCGACGACGAGAGCGACGUCGCAAGUUCGGAAAGCGGGAGUGGAGAAGAGAGUGGCGACGACGUGGAUAUGGACGUGGACUAA
Fonsecaea nubica is the source of this 1851-nucleotide messenger RNA. RefSeq lists its product as hypothetical. The record is from RefSeq and is a predicted model, not a curated record. Lineage: Eukaryota; Fungi; Ascomycota; Eurotiomycetes; Chaetothyriales; Herpotrichiellaceae. The transcript has a single exon. The coding region runs from base 1 to 1851 and encodes 616 amino acids.